Etheostoma cragini (Arkansas darter) is the source of this 896-nucleotide messenger RNA. It is a transcript of the gene c2h19orf53, whose product is annotated as chromosome 2 C19orf53 homolog. The coding region runs from base 106 to 396 and encodes 96 amino acids. The record is from RefSeq and is a predicted model, not a curated record. Lineage: Eukaryota; Metazoa; Chordata; Actinopteri; Perciformes; Percidae. The transcript has 3 exons.
GUAGGUGGCGGUAAUGCAACGAAGAAGAGGGAAGAAAAACACACUUUGAAAUAACGAAGAAGAGGAGCAGCGCUUCGUGUAUUUCGCUAUUUCCGGUUAGCAAAAAUGGCUCAGGGUUCGAAGAAGUUUAAAGCUCAACGGCCAGGAGCCUCUAAAAAACAACAAAGCAAACAGAAAGGACCGAAGAAAGGAGGGAGGACAAUUGCACCAAAGAAGGCUCAAGUGGUUCAGCAACAGAAGUUGAAGAAGGGUCUAGAGGUUGCCAUCCGGAACAAGAUUGAGCAGGAGGUGACCCAGAAGGCAAGCUCAUCCCUCCACAAGCCACUGAGUGUGGUUAAAGGAGCUGAAGGUAAAGGCCACCCAGGAGCAACCCGUCCAGGAACCAGCUCCAAAUAGGGCUUGAUACACAGGCUAAGCGUGCUAAACUUAAAGACUUAAUCACGGGGUCAGUGAACUACAUUGAUCCUAUGACUCAGAUUUAAGCCACAUGCCAGCUGUUGUUUUUGAUUCCUGAAUGUUUUGGCUGACUUCAGGCAUAGAGAAAUAGCUAGAGCCCUUCUUGUACAGAUGCUAAUUAUUAUUUUUUCUGUUUACAUAGAAAUGUGUGAAAUAAGAGAAGUAACAUUUUGGAUGUAGUAUGCGUCAGUGAACCAUGGAAAGUACAUAAAUCUCCACUAGGGGGCAUCAUAGGACUGUAUUGACUCGCAUGGAGUUUCUGAUUUGUUUGCUAGUUUUUUGUUGUAAAAAUCCUGAUUGAAAACAACAUAAGAAACCAUGUUUUUAAGACCUUUGGGUUGUGCAACCCAAAUCAGGUUUUGUAUCAUUCCAUGGUAUGAAUGUACAGAAAACAAAUAAUCAUCAAGUAAAUAAAUACAAAUUUUAUAACUGUUACUGUC